Molecule: messenger RNA, 707 nt
Organism: Loxodonta africana (African savanna elephant)
Lineage: Eukaryota; Metazoa; Chordata; Mammalia; Proboscidea; Elephantidae
Product: secretoglobin family 1D member 2
Exons: 3
Coding region: 123-395 (90 amino acids)
Biological process (GO): signal transduction
Source: RefSeq, a predicted model, not a curated record
AGGGGCAGGACCAGCCAGGCUCACUGGGUACAAAUAGCCCUGAGCUCCACAGGCUCCUGAGGUGGAGCUCUACAUCGUUCGUCCUUUGUUGAAACUGAAAGCACAAAGCUAAAGAAGCCAGCAUGCAUCUGCCCAUCUCUCUCUUGCUGGUCACUCUGGCCCUUUGCUGCUACGAGGCUAACGCCCUGGUUUGUCCAUCUGUGGUGGCCGAAUCAACAACCUUCUUAGUUGGUAAUCCAUAUGACUUCAAGUUACUACUUGAAUCAUAUGACCCACCUUCAGAAGUUGUUCAGGCUAAGCUGGAAUUGAAGAAAUGCACAGAUGAGAUGUCCUUAGAAAGCAGACAACUUAUUGUGAAUACAUUGGAGAAGAUAAUGAUGAAAUGUGAUCUGUAGAUGGGAAAAAAAAAUAUCCAAUACUUCCUCCCUCCUUCCACGGUUACUCUAUCUUCACUGGAAAAUGUAAAGGUUUCAACGUCUUGCUUCAGUAAAUUUCUUGCAGUGCAACUCUCCACGUGUGUUGUUAUUAUUCAACAGUCUCACCCUUCAGUUGGGGUUGGUUUUAAUCAUGAAAUGGCUGUUUGGGUGUUGGGCUUCCAGGGAUCAUGACAUGAUUACCUUUUGGGGGGCUAUUCCUUUGCCUAAUAUAGCUCCUCUCCUGCCUCACACGUAAUAAUCCACUCAGAUCUGCCCCCUCCAUUGACUCAG